Nicotiana attenuata is the source of this 582-nucleotide messenger RNA. RefSeq lists its product as uncharacterized. The record is from RefSeq and is a predicted model, not a curated record. The transcript has 2 exons. Gene Ontology annotation, biological process: protein transport. Bases 1 to 582 code for a protein of 193 amino acids. NCBI's taxonomy places the organism in Eukaryota, Viridiplantae, Streptophyta, Magnoliopsida, Solanales, Solanaceae.
AUGGCAAUAAGCAAGUUGCCUGAUGAAGUGCAAGAGGCAAUGUCCAGUAUUAUAUUUGCAGCCUCGAGAUGUGGCGAGUUACCAGAGCUUCAUUCCCUCAGGAAUCUGUUUAAAGAAAUAUUUGGUGAAGCAUUCGAUGGACUCAACGUUGAACUGCUUCCAGGUAACGCAGUUAACUCACAAACCAUGCAGUAUCUCACUGCCACAAAGCUAAAAGAAGACGUAAAACUCCAAAUCAUGGAUGAAAUAGCUAAGGAAUCAUGUACUAUAGCGGAGGAUUUCAGCAGCUACAAAACUAGUCCUAGUACUACAGACUCAACUUGGGUUGAAACCCUAAACACUACUAAGAUUUAUACCUCAAAGAGAAUCAGAUCAGACCAACGUUGCAAAGCUAUGAUUGAGAAAAAUGAAAACUUUGAUUGUAAAAGCUAUGAAGCUGAAGAACAAUCGCCUCGAGUAAGCCAUGUACACCCAAAGCUUCCUGACUACGAUAACUUAGUUGCCAGAUUCAGAGAUCUGAAAGGAGAAUAUAUGUAUAAGAAUACAAUUCACCGAUCCUUUUCUAAAUGGAUUAGGUGGUAG